This is a messenger RNA of Cutaneotrichosporon cavernicola, 1608 nucleotides long. RefSeq lists its product as uncharacterized. The record is from RefSeq and is a predicted model, not a curated record. Gene Ontology annotation, molecular function: NAD binding; oxidoreductase activity; NADP binding. Lineage: Eukaryota; Fungi; Basidiomycota; Tremellomycetes; Trichosporonales; Trichosporonaceae. Bases 1 to 1608 code for a protein of 535 amino acids. The transcript has 7 exons.
AUGACCCACGUCAAGGAUAUCCUCACUGCGCUCAACCUCAGCCGCCUAGCUGACACGGAACAUGUUGCCUCCUUCCAUGGUUCGGUACACCACUUUGACGUGCCGUAUGUCGUGUUGGUGGGCACGCCCAGCGUCGAGGUCAUUGCGCACAUUGCGGCCGCCAACCCCCAGACCGGGAUCGGGCUGAUCGUGCCCCUCAAGGCUGGGCGGGAAGAGGAACACCGUGCCGCUGUGUCGGGCGUGUUCUCCGAGACAGCACACAAGAUCAUCGACGCGAGUGAGGUCGUAUACCUCGGACCCAAGGUGUCGUCGGCUGCGGCAUUCAAGGUCAUCGAGGAGGCGAUGUGGGGUACAAACACAAUGAUCGCCAGGGAGACGUAUAUUCUCGCUGCGAAGAACGGGGUUGACCUUAACCUGCUGUACGGCGCGCUCGCUAACGGCGCCGCCGGCUCUCAGGCAUUCCGUGAUCUCUGGCCACAUCUGCUCGUUGGCAACACAUUCAAGGCCGACGCACAGCUCGCAACGGCCCACGAAGCACUGGAAGCCGGACUGGAACUCGCUGGCAACGAGGUGUUCUACGCGCCGCUCAUGGGGCUGGCCAAACAGGAGGCCGUCACGCCCAUGGGCAAUGUGCGGCCGGCAGUCGAGAGCAACAUCAAGCUCGAGGACAUUACGUCGGUGGAGCCGAGCAAGGUCGGCUUUGUGGGCCUCGGCGCGAUGGGCAGGCCGAUGUCUCUUGUCCUCCACAAUGCGGGCCUUAACGUCAUCGGCUACGACGUCUGGGACGGCGCGAGAGAGGCAUAUGGCAAGGCUGGAGGAAAGGUGGCAGAGACCGUCCUCGACUGCGCCGAGGGGAGCGACGUCUUCCUCCUCAUCGUCGUCAACGCCGCACAAGUCGAGGACAUUCUCUUCGCACAGGGCGCUCUGACUGCUCUUGCACAGGACGCCACAGUCCUGGUCAUGGCGACCGUGCCAUCCUCCGAGAUCCGGAGGUUGUCUGAGCGCAUCGCCAGGAUACGGUCCGACGUAUCCCUUGUCGACUGCCCUGUAUCCGGUGCGACGCCACGCGCUGCCACAGGCGACCUGAUGGUCUUCUGCGGCGGGCUCGACGAGUCGCUGUCCAAGGGCAAGGCGUACCGCGUGCUCCGCCUCCUCUCCUCAUCGCAGGGCAACGAGCACUACCUUGUGCGCGUUCCCGGCGGCGUGGGGAGGGGCUCGGCAGUCAAGCUCUCGAACCAGCAUCUUGCCGGUACACAUAUAUCAUGCGUUGCCGAGAUUCAGGCACUUGUAGCCAAACUCGGCAUGCGCGGCCGCGACGCACACCACCUGCUCAUGACUGGGCCGGGAUGGUGCUGGGUGCUGGGACACCGCGGGGUCAGCAUGCUGAAUGGUCUGAUCCAGCCGCCGACGUCGGCCGUGACCAUCUUUGUCAAGGACAUGGGGAUUGUCGUGGCCGAGGCGGGAGUGCUGCGGGAGCGCUGCCCGCUGGCGGCGCUCGUGCAGCAACAGUACGUGUUCGCAAAGAGCCUUGGAUGGGGCAACGACGACGACUCGGGACUGGUGAGGGUGUGGAAGUUUGCAGAAAUAGAUGUCGCGAUUGUGGAGUAG